CCAAACUCCACUACGUGUCAGAUCCUACGAACCCUGCGCAUCCCAACAAGUUCACGAUGUUUCACGAACACUCUGGCUCUGUUUCAAGCUCUCUCACUAGUCACUUCUAAAACCUGAGAGAGCACUCUCCAGUCUCUCGCAAACCUUUGUCACAUUCCCACGCAAAGGUUCAACCUUUUUCCUUUAAAUCUCUCCAAAUCCUUUGUGACUGAGAUUUCACCCAUCGAUUUACUUCCCAUAGCAACCUCAGCCAGUGUUCCGGCUAUGGCAUCCACAACGACGUCGUUCCCCGGGGUGAGCCUCGGUCUUUCGCGGUCGAUUCGGACCAACUGUUGCAAUAGGAAUGCUCUGUUCGUUCAGCCACCGCGGCUGAGCUUCUUUUCUGCCAAACCCAGAUCGCUAAAGGCCUUGAAGUCGCUGCCACUGAGCAGAAGCGGUGCGUUUCCAAAUGGGUUUGAGAGAUUUGGUCGGUCUUCGCGGUCGCUUGUUGUUCGCUGUGAUGCUUCAAGUGGAAGGAUUACCCAACAAGAGUUUACGGAUAUGGCAUGGCAAGGGAUUGUUUCGUCGCCAGAAGUGGCGAAAGAGAACAAGCAUCAGAUAGUGGAGACGGAGCAUAUGAUGAAGGCCCUCUUGGAGCAGAAGAAUGGGCUUGCUCGACGGAUUUUCUCCAAGGUUGGAGUUGACAAUACCCGCCUUCUAGAGGCCACAGAUAAGUUCAUCCAACGUCAACCAAAGGUUCUUGGUGAAUCAGCUGGUUCAAUGUUAGGACGUGAUUUGGAAGCCUUGGUUCAGCGAGCCAGGGAAUACAAGAAGGAGUAUGGGGACUCAUUUGUUUCUGUUGAGCAUUUGGUUCUUGGUUUUGCACAAGAUCAACGAUUUGGGAAGCAAUUAUUUAGAGAUUUUCAAAUAUCACUGCAAACUUUAAAAUCUGCCAUAGAAGCUAUAAGGGGACGCCAAUCAGUUAUUGACCAAGAUCCUGAGGGGAAGUAUGAGGCGCUGGAAAAAUAUGGAAAAGAUUUGACAGCCAUGGCAAAAGCAGGAAAGCUUGACCCAGUAAUAGGAAGAGAUGAUGAAAUACGCAGGUGCAUCCAGAUUCUUUCCAGGAGAACAAAGAACAAUCCUGUUCUAAUUGGAGAGCCUGGUGUAGGGAAAACGGCAAUUUCUGAAGGGCUUGCUCAAAGAAUUGUUCAAGGUGAUGUACCUCAGGCUCUAAUGAAUCGUAAGCUAAUAUCACUGGACAUGGGUUCACUCAUUGCUGGGGCAAAAUAUCGGGGAGAAUUUGAGGAUAGGCUCAAGGCUGUACUCAGGGAAGUUACAGAAUCAGAUGGCCAAAUUGUCCUCUUCAUUGAUGAGAUCCAUACAGUUGUUGGUGCAGGUGCUACAAAUGGUGCAAUGGAUGCAGGCAAUCUGUUGAAGCCUAUGCUUGGUCGAGGAGAGUUGCGUUGUAUCGGUGCAACAACCCUGAAUGAAUAUCGCAAGUAUAUUGAGAAAGAUCCAGCAUUGGAGCGUCGUUUUCAGCAAGUUUAUGUUGAUCAACCUACGGUUGAAGAUACCAUUUCUAUAUUGCGGGGACUACGUGAAAGAUAUGAGCUACAUCAUGGAGUCCGUAUUUCUGACAGUGCACUGGUGGAAGCUGCAAUCCUUUCAGACCGUUACAUCAGUGGCCGAUUUUUACCCGAUAAAGCUAUUGACCUAGUUGAUGAAGCAGCUGCCAAACUGAAAAUGGAAAUUACUUCAAAACCAACUGCCCUUGAUGAGAUCAACCGCUCGGUGUUGAAGUUGGAGAUGGAGAGGCUCUCUCUUCAAAAUGAUACAGAUAAGGCUUCUAAAGAUAGGUUGUAUCGGAUUGAAGCUGAGUUGUCUCUCCUCAAGGAGAAACAAGCCCAGCUGACUGAACAGUGGGAGCAUGAAAAGUCUGUCAUGACUCGCAUUCAGUCAAUCAAAGAAGAGAUUGAUAGAGUAAAUCUUGAGAUCCAGCAGGCUGAACGGGAGUAUGAUCUUAAUCGUGCUGCUGAACUGAAGUAUGGGAGCCUCAACUCUUUGCAGCGACAACUUGGAACUGCAGAAAAAGAGUUGGUCGAAUAUAUGAAUUCUGGAAAGUCAAUGUUGAGAGAGGAAGUUUCAGGAAAUGAUAUUGCUGAAAUUGUCAGUAAAUGGACGGGUAUCCCUGUUUCCAAGCUUCAACAAUCAGAAAGGGAGAAACUAUUACAUUUGGAGGAAGAGCUGCAUAAACGUGUUGUGGGCCAAGAUCCUGCAGUGAAAGCGGUAGCCGAGGCUAUUCAGCGAUCUCGAGCUGGUCUCUCAGAUCCGCGCCGUCCAAUCGCUAGUUUCAUGUUCAUGGGUCCCACUGGUGUUGGAAAGACUGAAUUAGCCAAGGCACUUGCUUCUUACUUGUUCAACACAGAAGAAGCUCUUGUUCGAAUUGAUAUGAGUGAAUACAUGGAAAAGCAUGCAGUUUCAAGAUUAAUUGGGGCCCCACCUGGGUAUGUCGGAUACGAGGAAGGUGGACAGCUGACAGAGAUAGUUCGCAGGAGGCCAUAUGCAGUCAUUCUCUUUGACGAGAUAGAGAAGGCCCAUUCUGAUGUGUUCAAUGUGUUCCUUCAGAUUUUAGAUGAUGGGAGAGUAACAGAUUCCCAGGGUCGCACUGUGAGUUUUACCAACACUGUCAUAAUUAUGACAUCAAAUGUGGGUUCACAGUACAUACUCAACACAGACGAUGACGUCUCACCAAAGGAAUUAGCAUAUGAGACUAUUAAGGAGCGGGUAUUGGAUGCUGCAAGAUCAAUCUUUCGUCCAGAGUUUAUGAACCGGGUUGAUGAGUACAUAGUUUUCCAACCUCUGGACCGUGAUCAGAUAAACAUCAUCGUCAAGUUACAGUUGGAACGAGUACAAAUGAGGCUUGCAGACCGGAAGAUAAAUAUCCAGGUGACCGAUGCAGCUGUUCAGCUUCUUGGAAAUCUUGGGUAUGACCCAAACUAUGGUGCUAGGCCAGUCAAGCGAGUGAUUCAACAGAAUGUUGAAAAUGAACUUGCAAAGGGCAUCUUGAGAGGAGAGUUCAAGGAUGAAGACACUGUGUUAAUAGACACUGAAGUCACAGCAUUUUCUAAUGGCCAGCUCCCCCAACAAAAGCUAGUUUUUAAGAGGCUUGAAACUGGAACAGAAACUGUAGCUCCAGAGGACAGAGAAACUGUAGCUGCAGAGGCCAGCCCGCCAACUCUUUGAGCUUCUUGUAUUUAGUUUCAUUAUACGUAAGGUUUUACGCAAAAUUUUGUCCAAAGUUUCUCUUCCUGUGUAUUACUCGUUUUCUUUUAGAAAUUACAAGCUUUGAGUUAUUCAAUGGUUGAUAUAUAUUAAGGCAGCGUUUUACUAAGAGGUUGCCAAGGAUUCUCACUGUUUUCUUAGAAUUAUUAGUACAUGCUACUUGGUUUGUGCCUA
Alnus glutinosa is the source of this 3435-nucleotide messenger RNA. RefSeq names its product chaperone protein ClpB3, chloroplastic. The record is from RefSeq and is a predicted model, not a curated record. Gene Ontology annotation, cellular component: cytoplasm. Gene Ontology annotation, biological process: cellular response to heat; protein refolding. The coding region runs from base 265 to 3222 and encodes 985 amino acids. The transcript has 10 exons. Gene Ontology annotation, molecular function: ATP hydrolysis activity; ATP binding. Lineage: Eukaryota; Viridiplantae; Streptophyta; Magnoliopsida; Fagales; Betulaceae.